CGUCCAGGACUGGGCGGGGGUAGGGGGCUGGGAGGGAGGAAGGCUGCGAGAGCUGGAGCUGAGUGUGUGAGUGCGUGUGUGGAGCCUCCUUGGGAGCUGGUGCUGAAACAGAAAGUGCCCCGGAGCUGCGCUGGGAAGGCGGGUGUCGUCCUGGGGCUAUGAGCAGGGCGGCUGGCCGCGGGGCCUUGCCCGGGCUGCGCGGGGGCGAGCUAGCGUCAGAGGCGCCCGGCCGCUGCGUGGGGCCCAGCAGGUCCGGGCGAGGAGUCCGGCGGCCGUGGGGGAAGAGAUGCGGUGCAGGGACGUCCCGAAGCCGUGGAGCGAGGCGCCGGGAGAGGUCCUUGGUGCGGGAGGCGCGCUGUGUGGGCGCAGAAAGGCUGCAGGACUGUAGGCGGCCGUGGGGGAGAAGACAAGCGGAAGGGACAGCCCAGGCCUCCGGGGUGAAUGAGGCUGCGGGGACACCUGGCACUGCAGGCUCUGUGGAGGCCGCAAGGGACUCUGGGGCUGUGUGGGUGAACGGGGCUGUGGGGGAACCCCAGGUGGUGGGGCCUGCCGGCUGUGUGUGGGCGACUGGCACUGGGGAGGAGGAGACGGUUUAUAGGAGCCCCCGGGGCUGCGAGAGAAAAGGUCGCCCGGGGUCUAUGGGGCAUGAGAGCAUUCUGGAACUGUGGUUGAAGGUGCAGGCUAUGAGGGCAGCUUCAGGUUGUGGAGAAGGAAGCAGAGUCGAGCUCCAUCCUAUGCCUGCAGGAGGGGGCCCCGUUGAAAGGGGGGUCCCUGGCCAGGCUUCGUGGGUAGAAACCAGCCGUGGUGGUCUUACCGGACCGUGGGUGAAAGGACAGGCUAGGGCAUUCCCCCGGGCCACAGGAGUGUCAAUAGCUCGUUCCCAAGAGGCAGGCUAUGAGAGGGUCUCUGGCCUGUGCGGGCAGGGUUGGGCUGUGACCGUGCCUGGGACUAUGGAGGCAAAUUCUGGGAUUGCCCCACACCUGCUAGGGAGAGGACAGGUUGCUGGGGUGCCUGGAGCUGUGGAAGGGAUAGGCUGUGGGGUUGCCCCAGGCUCUUGGGGAAAAGGAGCAACUAGGGGAGUGCCUGGGACCAUGGGGUGGCCCGAGGUUGUGGAGGUACCCAGAGCUGUGGAGGGAGAGCUGGGCUGUGGUGGUGCCCCAGGUCUCUGGGAGAGAGAGCAGUCAGUGCAGGUGCCUGCGGCACUGGCACAGGAGGCAGUCUGUGGGGAUACCACAGGCUUACGGGCGAGGGAGCAGGCCUCAGCAGUGCCUGAUGCUAGAGGGGUACUCAGAGCUAUGGAGGAGGAAGCUACCUCUGUGGGUGCCCCAGUCGUGUGGCAGAUGAGACCAGCUGUAGAGGAGACAGGCCCUGGGAGUCUCCCUAGCCCGUGGGGCACCAGACAGCCUGUUGGGGUACCUUGUGCUAUUGGAGAAAGAAUGAGAUGUGGGGGUGACCCGGGAUUCAGGGAAAGGGGACAGGCAGUGUGGGUAGAGACAGGCUCUGGAGGUGACUCGGGGUCAUGGGAAGCCGUACAGACUGCAGAGGUAUCUGGUCCUGAAGAGCAGGAGGCAGGUGCUGGGGACGCCCCAGGCCUGUGGGGGACAGGACGACCUGUGGGGGUAGCUGGGGCUUUGGGGAAGGAGACAGGCUGUGGGAGUGUCCCGGGUCUGUGGGGGACAGAACAGCCCAUGGGAGUGGCCCAGGCUGUGGUGGUUCCAGGAGCCAUGGGAGGACAGACAGGCUAUGGUGGUCUCCCAGGCCCGUGGGGCAGGCGGCAGGCUCUGGGGGUGCCUCUGGCUGAGGCGGUGCCGAGGGUUAUCCGAGAGGAGACAUGCGGUGGAAACAUCUUAAGUCUGUGGGAAAGGAGGCAGGCAAUGGGGGAGCAAGAGGCUCUGGUGCCUGCAGCUUUAGGAGGAACUGGAUCUGUGGCUCAAGAGACUAGCUAUGGGGAUGCUUUGUGUCUGUGUAGAAAGAGACAGGCUGUGGUGUUGUCAGAGACAGGGGGGAGGUCAGAGGCAGCAGGUGUGCCCAAACACAGGUGUGCCCCAGCAGGGGUGCCCACGGCUGUGGGUGUGCCGGGGUCUGGAAGAGUACCUGUCCGGGUGCCUGCUGCUGGGUGGGUGCCUGGCUCCGGGUGUCAGGGGAACAGCUCCAGGGAUGACUUGAGCCUGUGGGGAAGGGUUCAUACUGCCAGGAGAGCCAUGGCUUCAGGGAUUCCCAUGGCUCCCGAGGAGCUAUGGUCUGUAGGGGAGGAUGCUGGUUCUGAGGCCUUCCCAGGAUCAUGGGGAAGGAGACCGGCUAUUGGAGUUCCUGUGACUGACAGGGUUCCUGUGGCCCCUGAGGUUCCGGGGCUGGGGGGAGAGGAGAUGGGCUCUGGGGCUGUCCCAGGGUCUUGGGGAAGGAGACACAAUACCAGGGUUCCUGUGGCUGCUGAGGUGCCCGCCGCUCCUAGGGUGCCGGAUCCGCUGGGGACAGAGACUGGCUCUGGGGGUUUCUCACACUUGCCGGGAAGGAGAGCAACUCCAGGGGUACCUGUGACAGCAGGAGUGUCUGCAGCUGCUGGGCUGCCUGUGGCUCUCAGGGCACCUAGGCCUGUGCGAGAGGCGGCUGGUUCUGGAGAUGUCUCAGGCUUGUGGAGGGAGAGAGAGACAGUGUGGGGACCUGCAGAUGCCGAGGGUCCCACCAGGAUGGGGGUGCCUGCCACUCUCAGGGUGCCUGGGCCCGUGGGGGAAAAGCUGGGCCCUGGAGGCAUCUCAGACUUGGCAGGAGGGAGACAGACCACAGGAGCACCCGUGGCCACGGGGCUGCGCACAACUGCAGGGGUGCCCAGGCCUGUGGGGGAAGAGGUGCCCUCUGGGGCUCUCUUGGGCUUAUUGGGAAGAAGGCAGGCUGCUGAGGUGCCGGUGACUGCUGGUGUUCUCAUGGCUGCGAGGGUCCCCACAGCUGCUGGGGUCCCCGGGCCGCUGGUGGGCCAUAUUAGCUCUAGGGAUGGCUCAGGUACGUGGGGAAGGAGACAGGGGACUGAGGUGCCCAUGGCUGCUGGGGCUUCAGGACCUGUGGACGGGAACACUGGCUCUGAAGGUGUCGCAGGUCUGUGGAGAAGGAGACCUAAUGGAGCUGUCCCCGAGGCUGUGAGGGUCCCUCUGUCUGGGGGGGUGCUUGCAGCUGGAGGGGUUCCCACGGCGGAGCGUGGGCCUGCCGCAGUGUGGGUGACUGGGUGCGCAGAAGAAACGAAUGCGGCUGUCUCAGGCUGCGCCGUGGCGAGGAGACAGUCCACAGAGGGCCCUGGGGCUUUAGUCGGGGAGUCGGGAGGUAGAAUUUUCCUGGGCCUGGCAGGGAGGAGCCAGGCAGUCGGGGUGUCUUACACUUGUGGGCGCGGGACCAGGUUAUGGAGCUGUCGAAGGUCUGUGGGGGAAGAACCAGACCCUGAGAAUGUGCCAGGAGUGUCCGGGACAAGCACGGCUGUGGGAUUGAAUGAAUCUGAGGAUGUGCCCCCGGAUUCAAGGGGGGAAACAGGCAUUGGCCAUUUCGGACAGCAUGCACAGCAGAGUGGGAGGAGACAGACUGGGGAAGGGUCUGGAGUCAGAGUGAGGGGGGACAAUUUGGGAGAAAAUUAUGAGGGGGAGGACAGAUUGACAGGGGUGUUCCAGUAGU
This is a messenger RNA of Camelus dromedarius (Arabian camel), 3654 nucleotides long. RefSeq names its product collagen alpha-2(I) chain. The transcript has a single exon. NCBI's taxonomy places the organism in Eukaryota, Metazoa, Chordata, Mammalia, Artiodactyla, Camelidae. The coding region runs from base 159 to 3653 and encodes 1164 amino acids. The record is from RefSeq and is a predicted model, not a curated record.